Molecule: messenger RNA, 1259 nt
Organism: Podarcis raffonei (Aeolian wall lizard)
Lineage: Eukaryota; Metazoa; Chordata; Lepidosauria; Squamata; Lacertidae
Product: extracellular calcium-sensing receptor-like
Exons: 3
Coding region: 75-1259 (394 amino acids)
Biological process (GO): G protein-coupled receptor signaling pathway
Cellular component (GO): membrane
Molecular function (GO): G protein-coupled receptor activity
Source: RefSeq, a predicted model, not a curated record
UUUUAUUUCAGCUCACUUAUGGAUCAUUUUUGCCAAUACAACAUGCCAACACUUUAUACCCCUUUUUGUACCAGAUGGUCCCAAAUGAAGCCCAACAGCACAUCGGGGUCGUGCAGUUACUCAAACAUUUUGGAUGGACAUGGAUUGGGCUUGGUGCUGUGGAUGAUGACAAAGGGGACCAGUUUUUGCAGACAAUGGUCCCAAUGCUUGAUGAAAACGGCAUCUGUUAUGCCUUCAUCAUGAGAAUACCAAAAUGGAAUUAUGUGGAUGAGAUUAUAAAAUAUGUUUGGCAACGUGUAGAAUACUAUUCAACUGUCUUCAGGGAGAAAGCCAAUGUGUUUUUUGUAUAUGGAGAACCGCCAUCCUUUCAGGCUUUGAGAGUGCUGUUCUUUGUAGCACCAUUCAUAGAAUUGCCACCUCUUGGAAAAGUCUGGAUUGUUACAUCUCACUGGGAUUUUGCAUCGUUCUCUAUUCAAAAGAACUGGGAUUUGCAAACCUUCCAUGGGUCCAUAUCUUUCACAGUUCACUCAAAUCAGCCUGAGGGUUUUCAAAAGUUCCUUCAGAUGGUAAGACCUUCAUGGUUCAAAAGAGAUGGCUUUAUUCAAGACUUCUGGGAACAGGCUUUUGACUGUUUCCUAACAACGUCCAAGGAGUGGGAAGGAGAGGAGAAUAAAACCUGCACUGGGGAAGAGAAUCUGGAGAGUCUUCCUGGAGGUUUGUUUGAAAUGAAAAUGACUGGCCACAGCUACAAUGUCUACAAUGCUAUCUAUGCUGUGGCACAUGCUCUGAAUGCUAUAUUCCAAUUCAAAUCCAUGCAUAGAAGAUUGGAAGAAGGACGAAAAACGGCAUUUCAGAAUGUGGAACCAUGGCAGGUCCAUUGUUUUCUACGGAGCAUCGUUUUCAACAACAGUGCUGGAGAUAGUGUGCACUUCAGUGAAAAUGCAGAAUUAGUUGUAGGUUUCGAUGUUACAAACUGGAGGAUUUACCCCAAUGGUUCAGUGGUUAGAGCCAAAGUUGGAAAACUGAACCCUCAGGCUCCUUUCGGCAGGGAGUUAACCAUUCAUGAUGAUCAGAUUGAGUGGCAUAAAAGCUUUAAUCAGAUGCUGCCUGUUUCUCUAUGCAAUGACAACUGCUAUCCUGGCUACAGCAGGAAAAAGAAGGAGGGAGAGAAAUUCUGCUGCUAUGAUUGUGUUCCAUGUCCAGAAGGGACCAUCUCUAACCAGAAGGGUAGGAGCAAUACUUUGUUUCCAGAAAAAUAG